Daucus carota subsp. sativus is the source of this 1302-nucleotide messenger RNA. Its product is annotated as plasmodesmata-located protein 7. Lineage: Eukaryota; Viridiplantae; Streptophyta; Magnoliopsida; Apiales; Apiaceae. The record is from RefSeq and is a predicted model, not a curated record. Gene Ontology annotation, cellular component: plasmodesma. The coding region runs from base 152 to 1096 and encodes 314 amino acids. The transcript has 3 exons.
UACAAUACAAACUACAUACUACUAUUGUGUAACACAAGAAAAUUUAUGUAAGUGUAUAUAUUUUACACACAUUCCAUAAGAACAUAACAUCUCUCUCCCUUCUUUCACUCUGUAAAUACACUGACAAAAACACACACACACACACAUAUAAAUGGCCCGUUCAACACUCCAUAAUAUAAUCACCGUCCUCAUAAUUACACUGUCACCUUUCCUCGACGUUACACAUUCCACUUCAGACACUGUAAUCUACGGUGGUUGCUCCAAGAUAAAGUACACUCCGGGCUCCCCUUACGAGUCAAAUCUCGACUCACUCCUCACCUCCCUGGCCAGCUCAGCCACAUCCUCAUCCUACAACAAAUACACCAUCACAGGCCCAAGCCCACAGGACGUAGUCUCCGGCCUCUUCCAGUGCAGAGGUGACCUGGCCCAGCCCGACUGCGCCACCUGUGUGGCCCACUCAGUGAGUCAACUCGGUUCCCUCUGCCCACAAACAUGCGGCGGGGCUGCACAGCUAGACGGGUGUUUCGUCAAGUACGAUAACACCACCUUUAUCGGUGUGCAAGACAAGAGUUUGGUGAUGAAGAAAUGUGCGUCGUCGGUUGGAUAUGAUGCUAAUUUAAUGGACGGUCGAGAUGCGGUUCUGGCGAGUGUAGGUGGGGCCACCGGAUCGUAUAGGGUGGGUGGGUCCGGGAACACGCAGGGGAUGAGUCAGUGUGUGGAGGAUUUGAGUGCGAGUGAGUGCCAAGAUUGCGUGAUGGAGGCGAUCGGACGGCUGAAAAGUGAUUGUGAGGGUGCAGUUUCUGGAGAAAUGUUUUUGGCCAAGUGUUACGCCAAGUAUUCAUCUACAACUGGAGAUCAUGCUUUUAAACCUGACCAGGAAAUUAAUGAUUCAGGGAAUUCUAAUCAAGCCGAAUCCGGGAAUUCUGAUGAAGAUCAUUCGGAAGGUGAGCAAACAUUUGCGAUAAUAAUUGGAAUAUUAGCUGGGGUGGUUCUCCUCGUAAUCUUCCUAACUUUCCUGGGAAGGGUGUUGGGAGGCAAUGCCGGAGAAGGAGAUUGUGGACAUAAGCUGGAAAGGUGUUCUGAUCUGAAAGCUUAGAUGAAGUGAGGGAGAUUGAUUCCCUUCUCGUUUACAGUUUGAAAUAAUCUUUUACGGUUCGAAAUAAUUGUAAGUAGUAGCCACUGUUCUAUGACAUGGUUUAAGACUAUCAAAAUGACAAAUGUGAAUUUAGAAUGACUUUUUAAUAUGUUGUAUUGGUUUUGUUUCCUUGCAUAUAGUAAUGGAUUGGGUUAGGUUGAUCAAAA